Molecule: messenger RNA, 1218 nt
Organism: Mucor velutinosus
Lineage: Eukaryota; Fungi; Mucoromycota; Mucoromycetes; Mucorales; Mucoraceae
Exons: 2
Coding region: 1-1218 (405 amino acids)
Source: RefSeq, a predicted model, not a curated record
AUGAAAUUCACCCAUGAAUCCAAUACAAAGCUGCCUCCAGUUGUGCUAGAAGUAGACUCCAAGCCUGUGUUUUAUAUUGGCCCUGCAACCAGAGACAAUCCAAUGUCGCAAAUACGGACGAAAUUACUAGGAAAUGUCUAUUUCAAUGAUUCAAAGAUAAAAUGGACUCGAAUUACACUUCAUUUCACUGGAAAAGCCGGACUAAACAUACAUGCGCCUUCCUCAUCGCUGCCGUCUGAUGUCGUCAACUCUCAGUCUGAUUUGCAAGAAUCGAGUUCAGCAACGACCCAUUUAGAAACUACUGUCACCUUGUGCGAUGUUGAAAAAGAGCUGAUCUUUACUCAUGAAAAGGUCAUUGACUUUGGUUUCUAUCUGCCUCCAUAUCUGCCUCCCAGUAUAAGAACCAAGCAUGCCUUUGUUGAGUACAGUCUAUCAGUCAUUUGCUCUUCUUCAGGAGCCUUUUCAAAGAAACAAAAGGUCGAAAAACCAGUGACCGUCUGUAGACACUAUUUGCCUAGCCCCAGCUCUCUCAUCCCAAGCGUAGAGUAUCAUGGUGUUCGAGAGUGGUUUGAAUGGUCUGCUGAGGUGCCAAAAGCAACAGCCAUAGAAGCAGGCGAGAUUGUGAUGGCUCUCAGAUGGAGUGUGGAGAAGGAACUAGUGGAAGUAGAUCGAAUUGAAUUUUGUAUUGAGGAAUUAGAGACUUACCGGUUCAGUACAAAAGCAGGUGUCCAUAAUCUGCCUCCCAUGGUAACACAAUUUCCUAGCACUGCUUAUCAUCCGCCUACAUUCUCCAACAGCUCAGAAACACAUUUUAUUCGUACACCUAUACCGCUGGUUCCUACAAAAAGAGCGCAAAAAACUAUUAGAACACAUCAUUUCGAUCCAUUUUUGGAGAUAUCACAUCGAGUCAAACUUCAAAUACACUUCAUCGCUUCGACAGCUACUGCACAGCCGCUAGAACUCGAGUUUCCCAUCAUCAUUACUGAUUUUCCACCCAACACAACAGCUGAUUAUUUUGUAGACCCCCUUUCCCCAGUGCAAUCCGUCUCUACUAUUUCUGAUAGUAGCAUGAUCUCGUUACCGCCCACAUCCGCAUCAGCCCCACCAACCACAAUCCAGCCUGGUGGGGAUGAAGUGCCCUGCGUCGAUUUAGAUUUGCCAGAAUACACGCCUCGCUAUGAGAGUGUAGCAACAACAAGCUCAACAGUGCCUCCAUAA